CUUGCUUGUAGUGUGUAACUCGUGACGAGUAAAGUUUAAUACAAAAUGAUCAAUUUUCUAAUAAUAUUCGUAAUUAUAUGCAACAUAAGUGAUAAUCAUUUAGGUCAUGGAUCAGAAAUGUUGACUAAUGCAUUAGAAGAUUUAACUCAAUUUUUUGAAAAGCUUAAAACAAAAUAUGAAAAUCAUUCGUUAAAUCUCGAUACGUUAAACCAAAUCGAUAAGAAAAUAAAUUCGUAUAUUGAAAAUGCAAGUAAUCCAAUAAAUCGAUAUAAAAGACACGAUUCAUUCAACAAUGCUGUCGCUAUUAAUAUUCUGGAAGGUUUUGACGAAAUAUCGACGUUUAAUGUACAAGAUUUUAAACAUGCAACAUUUUUUCCACUUAAAUUCAAUGGACAUUUAUUUUGGUUUAUGGCAGGCAUUAACUCUAAUGGAAUAUCUUUAUAUCAAUUAAAUAAUAAAAAAUUUAAUCAUGUUAAAACAUAUUCGCAAUAUAAUGGUGUACGAAUAAUAGUGGACAAUUCUAUGCAUGAUACCAUAGCUAUAAUUCAAACUUUCAUUGAGAAUAUAAUAAUACUACAAUUUAAUUAUAUUCAAACUGCGUAUGCAUUAUCCUUUGUACAAACUAUUCAAAUACCUGGUAUAACUGAUAUUCAUACAUGGCAUUACAUGAAUGAUUUAUAUUUAGGCAUAGCAUCGCAUCAUAAUAUAUCAAUUUAUAUUUGGACUGAUGCACACUUUGAUUUAAUACAAACAUUAGAUUUUGGAGCAGAAAAAUUAACAUUCUUUCAAAAUAAAGGAUUUAUGAAUCUCAUUUGUAAUUCAUUUCGUACAGUGAUAUUACGUCAUUCUUUACAUCUUAAUAAAUUUAUAAUAAUUCAGACAUUACCUGCUAGUAAUGCUAUUACUACGUUUGAUGUAAUCAAGGGUCAUCUUAAAGAAUAUUAUAUAUGUUUGUCUACCCAUAAAAAUACAGUUAUCUACAAAGAAGUACAUGGAUAUUUGAUAUCAUUUCAAGAAAUUUCUAGUUCAGAAAAGAUAAUACCAUUAAUAGAUAAAAAUGCAAUUGUAUUAUUGUCGCUUAAUAAGAAUAUUGUAACAAUUUAUCAAUACGAUGGAUGGAAAUUUGUUAAAUUGAAUGUUAACAUGUCAGAAAUUAAUAAUAUUUAUUUAAUUAAUAUUUAUGAGAAUAAAUUAAUGUUCAUAACGCAUGGAGUUACUACAUGGAAAUUAUUACAACCAAAAUGGGGUGAAAUCAAAUCUUUAAUUGGUUUGAAAAAUGAAAUAAAAACUUGGUGUGUUAAAGCUACAGCUAUUGCCCAAAGAAUACCAAAGGCUACAUUUAUUUUAAAAACACCAUUGUCCAUAUUGAAUGGUCAUAUACGUGAAAUUGAUACUCAAAAUAUAAAUGGAUAUGAUUCAAAAGAAUUGCAAAACUUAACAAGACAAUACGAAUAUUUGUCUACACAAAUACAAACAAUGAAUGAUUAUUUAAAUAAAAAAAUAAACAAUAGUAAUAUUCAAUUGAAAACAUUACGAGCAAAUAAAGUACAAGUGAGAUGUGAAUCACAAUGCAAAGUUAAUAAUAUAAUAAUAACAGGAAAAGAUAAUCCAUUGUUUAAAUUAAAAUCUAUAAAAGAUAUUAAUCAGAAUAUAACAUUUUCAAAUUUAAAAGUAAAAAAUAUUAAUAACUUCAAAUGUCCUAUUAUUGCAUUAACACCAACAAAUUUGUAUCUCAAAGGAUUAAUUAAUAAUGUUUCGUUGUCAGAUUUACAAGAAAAUACAUUAAAAAUAAGUGGUGAUCAAAUAGUUCAAAGUGAUCACAUUUUUGUUGAAUUACAUGUUGAUCAUAGCAUUGUUCCAUUAAAUAUUGCUACAAAUUUUACAACUCAAACUGUACAUGCAAAAAAGAUCUAUGUAAAAGAAUUGCAUGUGAAGAAAGAUGGAUUUUUAUUACCAUUAAAUGGACCCCCAUCUAAAAUAUCAGGAUGUAUAACAGUGAAAAAUGUAAACGUAACAGGACAAAUUACAUUGAAAGGAGGAUUGAGAGGUAAAGGUGCAAGUUUAUUAAUGCCAAUUAAACGUGUGCCAGAUUUUAUGGAAAUAAAUGGGAAUCGUCAUUUCCAUAAUAUUACCAUCAUUAAUACACUGAGAACUAAAGAUAUAUACAGUCAAAAUGGCAAAACUUUAAAAGUUAUUUUGAAUAAUGGAAUAUUAAUAAACAAUAAGUUUCCACGACAUGUAAUAUUUUCUAAUAACGCGAUUUGGAAAAAUGUUACGAUAAAAGAUUAUAAUAAUUGGGUAACAGCUUAUUCUGAUAAUACAGUUAUCAUCUCAGGAAAGAAACUAAUUAAUCAUGGUGUGAUAUUACCACGUUUGGCUUAUACACCAUCAUUCAUUCCAAAACUUAACUUAUCUUUAUGCGUUUCAACUGCUAAUGUUACAAAUUUAAUAUUAUCUAAAGUACUGAUAGAUAAUAUGACUGUAAAUCAUUUGAAAAGUUUUCACGUAUUUGGUGCUAAAGAAUUAAAUUCUACUAUUUUUGAGACAACAACUUCUAUCGAUAGUAUUGAUUUAUCGACCAAAUAUUUCAUUGGUGUUAUUACUGUAAAAGAUAUUCUACCAUUUGAUAUUAAAGGAUUUCAUUUAAAAGGAUUUCAAGAAAUUCUAAAUACCUGGAUUGGAAAGAACAUUUUUAAAGAUAUUCAAAAUGUAACAAGUUUAAAAGUUAAUAAUCUUCAAGUUCCUGCAAGAUUUACAUUUCCACUUCCUACUAAAGUCAAAAAUGUUAUCUCAAAAGGAAAUACUUAUGCUAAAAUUGUUAAUGGUGAAGAUAUUAAACGUUUCAUGAAAAAUGUUGUUAGAAUAGAUGAUAGAAUUUCUUUGAAUAAUAUAACAUUUAAUAUGGGAUUAAAAUCUAAUAAUAUACAAUUUUCCUAUGGAUCACUUAACAUCACUGAUCCAGCAAUUUAUCCACAUUUACAUUCAAAACAUAUUUUGGGUAACAUGCAAGUAGAAAAGCUGAAUAUACCAAAACCUAUCAUUGAUGAAACAUACAAUACUUUCAAAAAUUAUAUAAUACAGGGUAAUGUAACUUUUAUAUCUGAACCUACUGUACAAAAUAUAAAUAAUAUUAAUUUGAAAAAGUUCUCUUCGGAAAUGUAUACAAUUGAUAAAAAUAUGAUUUUGACUUUAUUAGGAAAUAAUAUUACAAAGACAUCUCUUUAUAUACCACAUUAUGGUUCUUGGACAAAUAUGUCAUACAAUUUAUUAAGUAAAACUAAACCACAAGUAAUAAAUGUUCCUUGUUGGUUUAAUAAUAUAGAAGUUUACAGUAUUCAAGGUUCUCCAAAUCUAUCUAUACAAACUUCUGAUUCAAACAUAAAGAAUAUCAUUGAAAAGUCUUUUAAAAAAAAUGUGUCACAAGUAAUUACAGGCAAAUGGCAUUUUGAUAAAUUAAUAUUACCAGGUCAAGUAAAUUUGCAAGGAAAAAUUAACAACAUGGAUUUAAGAACAGAUGUUAUGAAACAUAGUAGUGAAACAAAUGUUGUUACUGGAAUGAAAACGGUUUUAGGAUUGACUACUAAAAAUUUACAUGGAUUAAAUUUCAGUGAAUGGUCACAAAAUGCAGUAUUAUCAAAUCAUCAAAAUGUAAUUGUAAUUAAAGGUCAAAAGACUUUUGCUGAUAUUAAUCUUUCAAGUUUAAGUUUGGAUGGUACCAUAAUGGGGAAAAAAAUAGAAAAUGCAUUACUAAAAUCAAAACCACAAAUUAUCAAUGGCACGAAAACUUUCGAUGGUAAUAUUAUAAUGCCAAGUUUAUUGAUCGAUGGUUUAGUGAAUGAUAUUAAUUUGACAAGUUUUACCAGUAAUCUGUUAAAGAAAAAUAAAUCUGUACAAAUAUUAGAGACAGAUAUUAUUUUAAAAGAUAAAAAUAAUUUAACAGAGAUUAUUGAAAUAGUCAAAGUGGCAGGAACUGCUUUAAACAAUCGAGCCUUUUACUUAAAUAAAUUAAAAAUUGUAAAAAAUAUGAAUGCAUUAAUAACCAAUUUAAAUAUUAAUUAUAUAGAAAAUAUGAAUUCUUCCUGUAACUUAAAAAAUGUAUCAUUAUUUUGUAACAAUAUUGAAAUACAAGACUUUAGUCUUGGAUCAGAUAUAAGUAAUUAUACAAGACUUCAAAUUUUAUCUGUCAGGGAAACUACAAUUAUUGUAUUUAUUAAAUCAGAUUGUGUUUCAAUUGGUAAUAUUAUUAAUGCAAGAUUUUAUCAGAAGAAAGUUUUUUGUAUACCAAAUAUUCUCAAAGCAUCAAUAGAAUCUGUAGAAAAUUCAUUAUGGAUUAUUUUACAAUUACCAUUAGAAAUGUUAGCAUUUCAUUAUGUUUCAUGGGAUAAUGUCAAACAGUAUACUUUACCACCUUCAAAUAUGCUUCUCACCAUUAUAUCACCAAAUAAAGAAUUAUUAAUGCUUCGAUCAGAUGGUGUUUGGAAUAUUAAUGAACUUGGAAGGCCACGACACAUAUUUCAAACUAAUUUAACAGGAACAAUAGAAACAUUUUUUUACGAUAACGAAUAUUAUUUUAAAAAUAUUAUCAAUGAUGGUACUAUUUUCAUGAAACCUGUAUACGUUGGUAAUUAAAUUGCAUCGAAGAUUAAAUGAAAAAUAUUACAUAUUUAUCUGUAAUAUGUAUAAACGUUAUUCUAUUAAUAUUAUAGAGAGAAAUACUAUUUAGAUGUAAACAUAUGUUAAUUCAUUCAUUUGUUUUUGUCUAAUUAAUUUAUGUUGUUAAUGUUAGAAUAAAUUUUAGUAAAUCACUUUAUACGUGACAAUUUAAUUAUCAUUUUUCAUUUAUUAUUCAAAUUAUUUAAAAAACCAUAGAAAUACUACACAUAGAACAAACAAGCCAGCAUAAAACCUGUCGGUGAAAUAAAAAGAGAUAGAACAUGGAAGGUUGAUGUUGUCUCUCUCUAACUUGCACUGAGCGGCGCAUGCGCAUUAGUCUGCUAG
Polistes dominula (European paper wasp) is the source of this 4998-nucleotide messenger RNA. RefSeq lists its product as uncharacterized. The record is from RefSeq and is a predicted model, not a curated record. Lineage: Eukaryota; Metazoa; Arthropoda; Insecta; Hymenoptera; Vespidae.